Messenger RNA from Aureobasidium vineae, 654 nucleotides. The record is from the annotation of a GenBank genome assembly. Lineage: Eukaryota; Fungi; Ascomycota; Dothideomycetes; Dothideales; Saccotheciaceae.
AUGAAAUUGACCACAGAGCCCGCAGAAUGUACUCUUCUUUGCGCCCCACGUAUCCUCCGCACCAANAAAUUCAUCGCCGCACUCGCAAAUAGCCCCGAAGUGGUCAACAUCUCAUAUCUCGACACUGCGCUCUCCAAAACCACACUCCCAGACAUCGACAAGUACAGACUCGAAGACCACGAAGCCGAAGAAAGACUCGGGUUCUUCAUGAACGAAGCCAUUGAACGCGGAGCCACGAAUGCAAACCGUCUGCUGCACGGCUGGACAAUCUUCGUGACCGAAAAGGUCAGCGGCAAGUUUGAAACGUACAAGGAAAUCAUCGCCAUCAAUGGGGGCACGGCAGUACCCUACAAAGGCCGCUCCAACGUUAUCUCUGGACCCAGAAUCCCACCCUCUAAAGACCCUNNGGAAGCAGGUGAUGAAGCAGAAAACCAAGGCGGAGAAGAGGAGUUGAAUAGAGUGUACCUGAUUUCCAGCACUAGUGAUGAGGAAGUCCGGUUAUGGGAGAGGUUUGUGGCCGAGGCAAAGAAGAAGGGAUUGGAGCCCAAGAUUGUAAAGACGGAUUGGUUGAUCAAUCUUGCCAUGAGUCAGAGGGUCGAGUGGGAUGAGAAGUGGGAGUUGAAGGAGGAGUUGGUGCCUGGAUGGCCGAAGUAG